Molecule: messenger RNA, 1841 nt
Organism: Trichomycterus rosablanca
Lineage: Eukaryota; Metazoa; Chordata; Actinopteri; Siluriformes; Trichomycteridae
Gene: hagh
Product: hydroxyacylglutathione hydrolase
Exons: 9
Coding region: 13-936 (307 amino acids)
Biological process (GO): glutathione metabolic process
Cellular component (GO): mitochondrion
Molecular function (GO): hydroxyacylglutathione hydrolase activity
Source: RefSeq, a predicted model, not a curated record
UCAGGUGUUGCCAUGUUAUUAAAGUCUGUGCUAGCGGGUGCCUGCACACUCGGAGCACUCGGAGCUGCGGCGUAUAAAUUCGCCCCCAGUCAGAUUCAGGCAGCCUUGUUUCAUUCAGUGGUUAGGAAGUCCUCUCUCGUGGAGCAGUCCAACAUGAAGAUAGAACUGCUGCCCGCCCUGACCGACAACUACAUGUACCUCCUCAUUGAUGAAGACACGAAAGAAGCAGCAAUUGUGGACCCGGUAGAACCAGCAAAAGUAGUUGAAGCUGUUAAGAAGCAUGGUGUGAAGCUCAAGUCUGUCCUGACUACACAUCAUCAUUGGGACCAUGCUGGUGGCAAUGAGAAGAUGGUGAAGUUGGUGCCAGGGCUGACUGUGUAUGGAGGUGAUGACCGAAUAGGAGCCUUGACACAAAAAGUGACACACUACAAUACCUUUAAAGUUGGCUCACUCAAUGUAAAGUGCUUGUUUACACCAUGCCACACAAGUGGACACAUCUGCUACUUUGUGACCACAGAAGAUAGCUCUGAACCUCCAGCAUUAUUCACAGGUGACACCCUGUUUGUGGCAGGCUGUGGAAAGUUCUUUGAAGGAACAGCUGACGAGAUGUACAAAGCUUUAAUAGACGUUCUAGGGCGACUUCCUCCAGAAACGCGUGUGUACUGUGGUCAUGAGUACACCAUCAACAACUUAAAAUUUGCACGUCACGUUGAACCAGACAACCAGGCCAUCAGGACCAAACUGGCAUGGGCUAAGGAGAAAUAUGACAGUGGAGUACCCACGAUUCCUUCCACCAUAGCAGAUGAGUUUACAUUCAACCCAUUCAUGAGAGUAAGAGAGAAAUCGGUACAGAAGCAUGCUGGGACAAGCAACCCCAUAGACACCAUGAGGAGCAUUCGGAAAGAGAAGGACGGCUUCAAAGUACCCAAGAAUUGAGCAUGUGUACAGUUUACACUGUGUUUAAAAUAUCUUCCACUACUCCAUUGUGUCUUACUGCACUUCAUACUUCAGACAUAAGUGUUGAACAUGCAUUGGGUUAGAAAUGAAUGUAUGCUUGUUGGUAUGGUAUGUUGGUUAUGCUUGUUUGUGGGUUUUUUAUGUCUGAUUUAGUUAGCAAAAACAACUACAUUCAAACUGUGGCUUUAGCACUGCACUCUGACUAGUGUUCUGACUCCACUUAUCUGCUAUCUAACAUAAAUUAUUUAAAAUAAUUAUGCUUGCUUAUUUGUUUGUGUUGCAGCUGGGGGGUUAGUCUGAAGUUAAAUUUGGAUUUGUACUUAUACAAAUCAGCAAAUCUGGCAAAAAGAAAAACCCCUUACAUUUCUAGUUAAGGUUAUAGUUGAAGGUACUGACACCUGUAGAAUAUACAGUAUGUAUAGUAACAGUGUGAUUAAAAAUCUAUGAUUUUUUUGGCCUGAUGUUUAUUUUAACAGCAUAUAAUCUGCUGAUGGUAUUGAAAAUAUGUUUGCUGAAAUCACUCACUUCUGUCAUUUCUGUUGUGAUUUUGAGAGCAUAUCCUAAACACAAGUCAUUGUGCAGUGUUUUAUUUUUAUAAUUGAAGAGAUGUAUUUUAGAAUAAAAUUGUCACAAUCUUUGUGUUUAUAUGAAAAUGUAUAUAUGAGCCAUUACCCCACAGAUUCUAUAAAAGUGCAUUUUAUUUGUAAUUUAGUGAUGAUUAGGUUUUAAGAUGGUUCAGCAGUGCUUAUAUGCUGAGGUGUUUAUAUGUAACCUUUGUCAUGCUUUAAUCGUUAUUUAAGCUAGCAUUGCACUUUCUGUUAUCUGAAACAACAAUGUAAGGAUUGUAUUCCAUUGUGUGUUCAAUAAAGCACAUGGGAACAUCA